Molecule: messenger RNA, 969 nt
Organism: Letharia columbiana
Lineage: Eukaryota; Fungi; Ascomycota; Lecanoromycetes; Lecanorales; Parmeliaceae
Exons: 2
Coding region: 1-969 (322 amino acids)
Source: RefSeq, a predicted model, not a curated record
AUGUCUGUCUCAUCAGCCGCCGAAGAGGCGAUGGGACCCAUGGGUAAACCAAUGCUUGAAACUAUAGCUUCCGAAGUGAAAAACCACAUCUUCUCUUACUUGCCUCAAGAAACUCUCUUAUGCCUACUACUUACGAGUCCGGUGUUGUCCGAAGAAGCGGUAGUUCUUCUCUACCACAGUCCGAAGUUCCGGUCGACGUACCGCUUUGCUCAGUUUGUGACUACUGUAUCACAUUCAAGACCCUAUGCGGAUCUAGUGCGCGUGUUCGAGCUUUCGGACCGCAAAGAGGCGGAGGACCGCGCCAAUGGAUUUGCAAGCUGGCGGGAAUGGAAGUAUAGAGAGAUACCUCUGUAUGCUGCCAAGGCCCCACCAAAGCAGCUAAUGGAGCCUAAGAAGAAAACAUAUAAGGGCACACAUCCCGGCACCAACUAUCUCUUCAAUAAGACAAGUCUUUCUAUGCCUAUAGGACCUGUCGUCCAUGUUCUUGCAGCGUGCCGAAACAUUAGGCAACUCAAGCUGAACUUUGGAGGCUUGACCAACGAUGACUUGAUCGAUUCCCUCAACUACCCAUCCAUUGCUAUUUCUGGUAUGGUUUUCGGCUCGGACCUCGCAAGAUCCUGGACUCAGGGUAGCGCCGAUGUCGAGUCUGUCCAACCUAGCUUUCUCAUACGGCAUCUUACCAGUCUGCUUAAGCUUGAAUAUGUUCACAUCCGGAAUGCCCCUUGGCUUACUGGGGAGGACGUUCAGAGCAUUGUGUGGAAUUGUCCUCGUCUCAUAGAAGUCGAUUUUCGCGAUUCAGGCAAGGUCAUGCAGGACCAGGCUUUGGUGGUCUCGGGAAAGACGGCGAAUUGGGAGAUUCCUUGGGCUAUGAAGGGCAGCAGAAAAGAAUGUGCGGCCACACUUCCUGCUGGACUGGCAUCUGAGAGUCUCGCAACAGUCAGCAGAGGGUCGGAAAGGGAGAAGCACUAA